AUGGCAUACCUUAACCAGCCAUUGAUCAUAGUAACUUUCCUUUCUCUCUUCUUAUGUCUUGCAGCAGUUGAGCCAUCUUUGGAUCUGCAUCAACCCCCAAACCAAAACCAAACAAUGGCUUACAUAAAGUCCUCUUGCCAAGGAACCAGGUACCCCGAUCUGUGCAUACGUUGCCUAGCCAGAUUUUCUAAUUCCACCAUAGAUGGCCCUCAGCACUUGGUCCAUCUUGCCCUUUCGGUGAGCCUCUUCAGGGCACUAAAAACUAGGGGUUACUUGUUCAAAGUGGCCAAGGAACUGGAGGAGUUCAAGAGUGAUAGAGUAUACCUUACUGUGCAAGAUUGUGUAACGCAAAUCGAUGAUAGUGUGGACCAACUUUGCCAAGCCAUCAAAGAGCUCCGCAUGCUGAACAAACGCACCACCAUAGAUGACAACUUCUUGUGGCACAUAAGCAACGUCGAGACGUGGGUGAGCACUGCCUUAACAGAUGCUAGCUACUGUGUUCAAUCGUUACCUGGAACAAAGAUGAGUAAGAGGACAGCUACUAUAAAGGUUAAGGCACAAAAUGUUGCAGAGGUCACUAGUAAUGCACUAAAUUUGUUUCAUAGAUAUGCUUCUAGUUACCAUGUAGAAGCUAGAACUAGCAUAAAACCCUAA
This is a messenger RNA of Sphenostylis stenocarpa, 654 nucleotides long. The record is from the annotation of a GenBank genome assembly. Lineage: Eukaryota; Viridiplantae; Streptophyta; Magnoliopsida; Fabales; Fabaceae.